This is a messenger RNA of Rhodamnia argentea, 2313 nucleotides long. RefSeq lists its product as uncharacterized. Bases 49 to 2160 code for a protein of 703 amino acids. The transcript has 4 exons. NCBI's taxonomy places the organism in Eukaryota, Viridiplantae, Streptophyta, Magnoliopsida, Myrtales, Myrtaceae. The record is from RefSeq and is a predicted model, not a curated record.
CCCACACGCACAAGCAGAGAGACAGAGAAGCAGGGCAAAUCGACAGAAAUGGCGACUCUGACGCAGGGGAUCCUCCUGAAGCUCCUCCAGUCCAUGAACUCCAACACCCGCGUCGCCGGCGAGCACCGUUCCGCCCUCCUCCAGGUCAUUGGCAUCGUCCCCGCCCUCUCUGCCCCCGACGACCUCUGGCCCAACCAUGGCUUCUUCCUCCACCUCUCCGACUCUCUCAACUCCACCUACGUCUCCCUCUCGGACCGCGACACCGACCUCAUCCUCUCCAACCGCCUCCAGCUCGGCCACUUCGUCUACGUUGACCGCCUCCUCCUCACCCCUGACUCCCCUGUCCCACGUGCCUCAGGCCUCCGGCCCCUCCCCGGCCGCCACCCCUUCCUCGGCUCUCCGGAGCCCCUCGUCGCCCGCAUCUCCCCCUCCCGCCGGGACUUUGUCAUCCAGCCGGCCUCCGAUUCUGACCUCUCCUCCGAUCCGGUCGCCGCCUGCUUGUCCCGCGAGCAGUUGGAUGGUGUGGUGAGGACGGAGAGCGACAAGGAGGAACCGAAGGCGGAGAAGCCUAGAUCGAGGCAGGCCCUUGCUCCGAGGGACAAUUUGCCUAAUUUGAACCCUGAUGCGGAGGCAAGAGUUUUGGCUCAGAAGCCCUCGAGAUUCUCGUCCCCUGGGACUGCAAAGAGGUUGGCGUCUGUCGGGAAGAAAACUGCCCCUGUUACAGAGAGAGAUCCAUCGCCUGCCGGAAAGGGGAAGCGGUCGGCGUCUCCGGCACCCUCCAAGUGCGUUGUGCCUAGCUUGGCGGCUGCGAAGGAAGAGAACAGGAGGAACUCGAGGGAACCUGCAAUUAUAGUGCCAUCGAGGUACAGGCAACCGUCGCCGAAUGCUCGGAGGCAGGCUUCACCAUGCACGAGGAGGGCUUCGCUUUCACCGGGGCGGAGAUUGUCAGGCGGUGUGAAGGUGUCGCCAGUGGUGAUGGACUCAGCAAGUAAGAAGAAGAUGGCUACAAUCGUUGCUGUCUCCAAGGUUUCGGAGGCGUUGGUCGGUUCAGGGAAGGCAGCACGGAAGAACUGGGAUGGGCAGCCAGUAUCACCAUCAGCAGCUCCAGCAACGGAGCAGAAAGAGAAGGCUCCUGGGAAAAGCAAACCCGAUCCGCAAGCAAUUUUGCGGACUCAGGCUGCUAUAUCUAGACGUCUUAGCGACGUGGCUGGAGGAAAGUCAAGCGGUGAUGAUCCGUCAAGCAAUGAGAAGGCAAAAUUCGGAACACCUGAGUUUAUCACUUCAGUUCCGGGAAUUACCAUUCAUGAUAAGAAAUGGACUGAUGGUAGUGUUCCUCUCGACUCUGUCUGUAAAGAACUUCAGAGGCUUGGGAAGGAGGCUAUGCAACGGAGACUUAUCGCCUCCAUUGCAGCUGCUGAAGCAUUGAAGGAGGCCACUGCUACCGAGUCACUUGUGAGGAAUUUAAGCAUGUUUUCAGAACUUUGUUCCACAUCCAAGGCUGGGAAUCCUUUACCCUCCAUUGAACGGUUCUUCUCGAUUUAUGACGAAGUUGUGAGUUUGACUGGUGUUGUCAAAUCUCUCUCUAGCAACCGUGCUUGUGUCGACGAUAGUAUCAUCUCCACAGCCCAAUCGAAAUUCUCUAUUUGGGUGGAGGCAGCUUUGGCCACUGAUCUUGAUAUCGUCAAUUUUUUAACUAAUCAGAAUAGUGAGCCGGCAUCAGCUCUUCAGAAAACGUUGCUGAAACGACAAUCUGUGAAGGCACAUGGCAAGAACCACAUGAAAGUGGCUUCCCCGUCACGAUCCGACUCUGCCUGUGCUUGGACUAGGGGUCACGGAAUUAAAGAAACUGCGGACUUUGCAAUGAAGUUGCAGUCUGAGAUGCAAAUGUGGUUUGUUAGUUUCAUUGAGGAUUCCCUGGAUGCAGGAUUUCGGGUGUUCGGCGAAUGCGGUGGCGGGAAAGUACUAAGUCUUGACUGCGGAUCUGUUACAGCUGUUUUGUCGCACUUGAAGAGUGUGAAUGAUUGGUUGGAUCGCGCCGUGCCUAAAAACGAUGAGUUUCUUAUGGAAAAGAUUGAGCAGCUGAAGCGGAAGAUAUACGGUUUUGUCAUUAAGCAUGUUGGUACGACCUUUGACAACUCUAUGUCGGUUGCUUUGUCUUGAAUUUCUUGUCGUCGUGAUUAAUAUCUGUCGAGUAUAUUUACAUACAUUUGUUCUUUCAUUCAGCAUUUUGGUUUUGACCCCAUGAUCUUCUUGCAACUAGCAAGCUUGGAUCAUUGAAGCACAUAAGGUCUGCAGUUAAACCUGAUUAAUAUU